This is a messenger RNA of Oldenlandia corymbosa var. corymbosa, 1699 nucleotides long. Lineage: Eukaryota; Viridiplantae; Streptophyta; Magnoliopsida; Gentianales; Rubiaceae. The record is from the annotation of a GenBank genome assembly.
UGAAAAGUAGCCAGUCAAAAGCCAUGAAAUUUCCUCAGGUGUGGCCUCUUUUCUCCCCACAUUAUGACUAAUCCUUAUUAGAAAAAUUCCGGGGAAAGAAGAAGACCGAACCAGAUAGAAAUUUAUCUUCUGAUCUUAAUCACUGAACGAGAGGGACCUUUCUUCUCUCUCGUCCCCCCUUCUCCUCUGAUACUAAUUCAACCAGAAAUGCAGGUUUCGUUCAUCAAAUUUUUAUUAAUCUUCAUCUGUCUCCUUCCGAUAUGUCAUUGUCUUAAGCUUGGCGAAACAUGUUCGAAUUCAUCUUCAACCAACACCUGCGAUGCCGGGUUGAUUUGUGGAUCAUGCCCUGCUAACGGCAAUACCCGACCCAGAUGCACCCGCGUCCAACCCGUGAGCCCAACUUCAAAGGUGAAAGGUCUUCCGUUCAAUCGAUACUCAUGGUUGACGACCCACAACGCCUUUGCGUUAUCGGGGUCCCAGUCAGCUACUGGGUCAGCCAUUUUGGCGCCCACCAAUCAGGAAGACACUGUAACCAAUCAACUGAAGAAUGGCGUUCGAGGCCUAAUGCUUGACAUGUAUGACUUCAACAAUGACAUCUGGUUGUGUCACUCCGCUGGUGGGAAAUGCUACAAUGUUACUGCAUUUCAACCUGCUAUCAAUGUGCUGAAGGAAAUUCAAGCGUUUCUGGAAGAAAACACUUCAGAAAUUGUCACUAUUUUCAUUGAGGACUAUGUCAAGUCUCCACAAGGACUGACAAAAGUUUUCAAUGCAUCUGGUCUCAACAAAUUCUGGUUUCCAGUGACCAAAAUGCCUAAAAAUGGGGAAGACUGGCCUACAGUUGACGAUAUGGUCAAGCAGAAUCAGCGUCUCGUAGUUUUUACUUCUGAUAAAACCAAAGAAGCUUCAGAGGGGAUUGCUUACAAUUGGAAAUACGUGGUCGAAAACCAAUAUGGAGAUGGUGGGAUGAAAGCUGGAUCUUGUCCUAGUCGUUCAGAGUCACCUCCUUUGAACUCAAAAACAAUCUCAUUAGUUCUCGAGAAUUACUUUCCUGAUGAUCCCAACAAAACAGAAGCUUGUGUGGACAAUUCUGCUUCACUGCUCAGUAUGAUGCAAACUUGCUAUAAAGCAGCUGGCAAUAGAUGGCCAAAUUUUAUUGCUGUUGAUUUUUACCAGAGAAGUGAUGGUGGAGGAGCCGCAGAAGCAGUUGAUGAAGCAAAUGGUCACUUGGCUUGUGGUUGUGACCGCAUUGCAUACUGCAAGGCAAAUGGAACAUUCGGCCAGUGUGACGUUCCGGUGCUCUCUCCGCCCCCACCAGCACAAUUGCCACCCUCAGCUCCAGUGCCAGCAUCGGAAGUUCCUAGCAACCAUUCUCCUACAAAGCAGACAUUCCAGCUUCACUGGUUGAUUCUGGCAAUUCUCUGCUUAAUUUCUAUUUACUGAGGUUUCAGGAGGCAUGGUGUCGGACAUUUAGAUACAUUGAGAGAGAAGUGAGAUACUGUAUACUACUAAACAAGAGCAUGAGAAAAUUUAUUUCAUUUUUUUGACAGAUUCAUAAAGAAAUAAAUAUGAUUUUUUCCACCGGGGAUUAUCAUCCAUCUAUCUGUUUUUUCACUUCUCACACGUGAGAAGAGUUGUUCAAUCACACAACUACAUUAAGCUUCCGGGCGCGGCACUGUUUUCUUUUCUUAAACCGUUAUUU